Messenger RNA from Lactuca sativa (garden lettuce), 2056 nucleotides. Its product is annotated as hexokinase-1. Gene Ontology annotation, biological process: glycolytic process; glucose metabolic process; intracellular glucose homeostasis. Gene Ontology annotation, cellular component: cytosol; mitochondrion. The record is from RefSeq and is a predicted model, not a curated record. Lineage: Eukaryota; Viridiplantae; Streptophyta; Magnoliopsida; Asterales; Asteraceae. Gene Ontology annotation, molecular function: fructokinase activity; D-glucose binding; ATP binding.
UCGGAAUCAAUUGAACUCAGCUCAUUUGCAGGUCCUUCUUUCGUUCCAUUCUACGUAAUCCCCCCUUUUUCUCUCUUUUUCCCCCUCAAUCUUAGGGUUUGCCUCUCAUAUGCAUCAAUCACCUCAUUAUCAUUUGCUAAUUCCCAUUUCUCAGCUUCUGAUCAUCCCAUCCAAUUCAUCAUACCAUUCUUCAUUUUUGUUAUCUGGGUCGGUUUGAGUCCUAGAUCCUUAAUCGUUUGCGAUGGGGAAGGUGACUAUGGGUGUCGCGGUGGUAGGCUCGGCUGCAGUUUGUGCUGCCGCGGCUUUAAUUAUGCGCCACCGUAUGCGUAUUUCGAAUCGCUGUGUAACAGCCGCUGAUAUCCUCAAAGAAUUGGAAGAGAAAUGCGCUACCCCUGCUUCCAAGUUGAAGCAGAUAUCUGAUGCCAUGACUGUUGAGAUGCAUGCCGGACUCGCCUCUGAAGGUGGCAGCAAACUUAAGAUGCUCAUCAGCUACGUAGACAAUCUCCCCACUGGUGAAGAGCAAGGAGUGUUUUAUGCAUUAGAUCUUGGGGGGACAAAUUUCCGUGUUUUGCGAGUGCAGUUGACCGGAAAGUCUUCUAUUGAAUGUCAAGAGUUUGCUGAGGUGUCAAUUCCUCCUCAAUUGAUGGUUGGAGAUGCAGAAACACUUUUUGACUACAUUGCAGCAGAACUUGCUAAAUUUGUUGCUGAUGAAAGCGAGAAGUUUCAGCUUCUUGCGGGGAGGCAGAGGGAAUUAGGGUUCACUUUCUCUUUCCCUGUCAUGCAAUUAUCUAUUGAUUCAGGGACACUUAUUCGGUGGACAAAAGGCUUCUCCAUUGAGAAAAUGAUCGGUCAAGAUGUUGUUGCACAUUUGGCAGAAGCCAUGAAAAGACAAGGUGUCAAUAUGCGUGUUUCUGCACUGGUAAAUGAUACAGUUGGAACUUUGGCUGGGGGUAGAUAUGGAAACAAAGAUGUUGUUGCUGCAGUGAUCUUGGGUACCGGAAGUAAUGCUGCCUAUGUGGAACGAGCUCAGGCUAUACCAAAAUGGCAUGGCCCACCUCCCAAAACGGGAGAAAUGGUGAUCAACAUGGAGUGGGGUAACUUUAGGUCAUCGCAUCUUCCCUUAACUGAGUAUGAUAACAAGCUCGAUUCAGAGAGUUUGAACCCCGGGGAACAGAUAUUUGAAAAAAUGAUUUCGGGCAUGUAUCUUGGAGAAAUUCUUCGUAGAGUUUUAUUAAGGAUGGCUGAAGACGCUGCCCUUUUCGGUGACACUGUUCCCCCAAAGCUAAAAACUCAAUUUAUAUUGAGGACACCUGAAAUGUCCGCAAUGCAUCAUGACACAUCCCCCGAUCUCAAUGUGGUCGGCAGCAAAUUGAAAGACGUAUUCGACAUAUCCGAUACACCCCUCCCGACACGAAAGAUCGUGGUGGAGAUAUGCAACAUCAUGGCCACACGAGGUGCCCGGCUCGCGGCUGCCGGAAUUUUGGGGAUUCUGAAGAAAACCGGAAGAGACACCGUUAGAGACGGUGAUAUCCCGGACACGGUCGUAGCAAUGGACGGAGGGUUGUAUGAGCACUACACCGAAUACAGACACUGUCUCGAGAACACUUUGCAUGAAUUACUCGGAGACGAAGUCGGAAAACACGUUAAGCUUGUACUCUCCACCGAUGGAUCAGGAAUCGGUGCUGCUCUUCUCGCCGCCUCUCACUCCCAGUACGUCUAGGUAAUUGGAUCUCCAAGAAGAAGAAGAAGAAGGUAACGGAAUUCAGUAGGGUUCGUUGUUUGAUUACUUAUUAUAGUUGUGGCUCCGAUCCCGAAAACGUAGUGAUUGGAAAUUGUUGUUGAAAUUUCCCUCAUUUUAUUUAGAGAUAGAGAGAGCGAGAGAGAUUCGUAUUGGAACUACUUUAAUUUUAUGGUGAAAGUGUAUGAACUCUACUGAGACCCGGAUGUGGCAUUGCUUAAUGCUUAUGCUACACCCAAACCCUUUUUGGACUUAGUUUUGUGAUUCUUGUGUUUUGGAGCUCGUUAAUGGUUAAUAAAAAUUGGGAAAUUUGAAAUA